This is a messenger RNA of Cladophialophora immunda, 2834 nucleotides long. RefSeq lists its product as uncharacterized. Gene Ontology annotation, molecular function: protein dimerization activity; DNA-binding transcription factor activity. The record is from RefSeq and is a predicted model, not a curated record. The transcript has 4 exons. Gene Ontology annotation, biological process: positive regulation of transcription by RNA polymerase II. Lineage: Eukaryota; Fungi; Ascomycota; Eurotiomycetes; Chaetothyriales; Herpotrichiellaceae. Bases 1029 to 2411 code for a protein of 460 amino acids. Gene Ontology annotation, cellular component: RNA polymerase II transcription regulator complex.
UCUGCAACGUACUCUUUUUGCCUCUGAAACUUGUUUUCGGCUUUGGCCUUUGGCUCAACCUUUUUUCCCUUUUGCCAUAGCGAAAGUAUACGGAGCACAUGCUUUGACCAGUCCAUCGACAGAAAUAUCCCAUCCUAUCAUUCACACCCCCUGUCUCUGCGCGCCGCCCACCUGCGCUCUUCUUACUCUCCGGACCCUCUGCACAAAAGUGAACAUCCCUCCUCCGAACCUCUGGGGUCGAUCCAACCUCAUCCUGUCCUGAUCCGUUCUUCUCCUGGCGCCACCACUGGCCUGCCCCUCAAGGUCGCUAUCUCAGACACAUUUCACCGAAUCAAUCUACCAUCUUCGACCUUCUCUGCAAUCGACCGCAACCAGAUCAAAUCCCUCCUCUGCCAUCUUCCGCCGACCGCUCCUCUGUGCGACACCCGAUCCCGUGAACUCGCCAGACUGAACAUCGUCCUCUCCCUGCCCUUCCUCUGGCAAGCUGCAUGCCCUCGAUCUGGCUCCACAGCAUCUCCCGGUCCACGUUUUCUGAAUAAGAUCUUGAGCCCAGCGGAAGAUUGGAAGGACACCAGCUCGGGCGCUCUCCGUUCUGGCACAGACUCUCUCGCAAAGUGUCUGGCGGUUGGGGGACAAGAUAAUCUCGACACUCGGACGAUCAAGAAUCCGACUUCUUUAACACGGGUAUCCAGUGAUCGAGUUUGGUUUCCACCCUGCGAAGCGCAUUGAUCCCGCCCCGAUCACUCGCUACUAGAGCUCGUUUUGCGCUGGGUCGUCGCAUCUUGCCUAGAGAGCGUUGUGCCACUUACCGCUGCAGUGUCAGCGUCCUUGGAUCACUUUUUUCACCAAAUUGCACCUGACGUUUUAUUUGUCGGAUUCUACGAACCAAUAAAUUUCUAAACCGAAAGCAAUUCGAGCGACGAGUCAGGCGCCUUUCCAACCGUCGCUGAGCGCCAUAUGCGCGAUUAGGCAGUCUCUGCUCGCCAUCUGAGCUGAUCAUAUUCGACACACCUCUCGACAGCUUUACCAUGAUGGAGACCACGAGCCACCGUCCCUGGGAAUCGAAUCCCCCUCCCAGCCUUCCUCAGACAUUGCCUUCAAUAGCUUCUUUGACUUCAAAGCUCCCAGUCCAACCGCUAGACAGAGCGCCAUCAGAUCUCUCAAUUCAUCCGCCCCAAAGAGAUUCGGGAAGUUGGAUGACUCCCGGUACCCUUUCAGGGUCUUCGACGAAUUCGAUGCCGUACCUGAACUCUGCCCACUCCCCAACCGGCGCAGGUACAUCCCCUUACACCCCAGACAACCCCUCCGCGCCUCCAGCUCCCUUUAACGGUGGCUUGCACCCGCAACCCAACGGACUCCCGGCGCCAACGUCAGACCCAAACUCCAAUCCGAACCGAGGUAGCGGCGAUUUUGACGACUCGCGGAGGAGCAGUGUUGCUUCAAACAUACACACAGGCAUGAACAACCUCGGGCUCGGUCCCACGUCUCCCUAUACCAGCACCAAUGCCUCUCAAACAUCUCUCGUCUCGGGCCUUCAAAGGGAGCGAGGUAUUCAGACAAACGGGUAUGCCGGCGGCGGCGGACGGUAUUCGACAAUGAACGGCCCAAUCUCGUCCUUUGGGUCGAAUCGCGGUGGAAGAAGUGGUUUCGCCGCAGGACGAGUGGCACCCCCGAUUCUUGAGAACCCCAAACAGGAGGUCUACAGCGCAGAAGCCCCGACUCGAGGGCAAGCAUAUGCAUUUCCUGAUCCAGACGCGCCUCGGCCGCCAGGAGGACCUCCUUCCACGUACUCGCGCAGGAACAGCUUCGCAGAUUCGUUCUCCAGCAGUAUCUUGACAAUGGAAUCUAACAGAUUACCAUUAGGGCAGCACGAAUUACCCGACACUCACCAUCACAGUUUACAGCACAAACAACUAGAAAGUCUUCGAGGCGAUCCCGACUCUCCAAACGGAACCACACCCUACAGUCGCACACCGGAACUUCGAGUCACUCACAAGCUAGCCGAACGAAAGAGACGAAGUGAGAUGAAGGAUUGUUUUGAACAGCUGAGAAGUCGAUUACCGCAGAGUCAAAAUAACAAGUCAAGCAAGUGGGAAACGUUGUCACGAGCCAUUGACUAUAUUGCGCAGCUUGAAAGUCAGAACAAGCAAGCACGAGCCGAGUUUGAAAGCCAGCGGAUGAAGAUGGCUGAACUUGAAGCCAAGAUGCACGAAAUGAGUCGACAAAUGCAGGGUAUACAGCAACCUCAGGGGUCUUUUCCACCCCCACCGACCGUGAUGCCACAGAGCCCCCUCGGGUACGGGCCUCACUUUAACAACCAUAUCGAUGGCUCCAGCGAGCCAGCACGGACACUUCCACCGAUAAUGAACAGCACCUCGAUGCAAGGUAUACAAUAUGAUGACCGGCGGUAGGGCUAUCUCACGUGGCCAUGGGAUCCCCCCCACGGCCGGCUAUAUUUUCUUUGGGUUAUUUAUUUUGAUAUUUUGAUUCAUCUGUGCAUUACACUGGAAUUGUGGAGCUUUCAGCCAAAAGCCUCGGACAUUCAGAGAAGAGGCACGACAUCUGGGCUCUGGAGGGGUAGGAUCAAUCAAUUGAUUCAUGAUACCAUGGUCAACGGGAUAUGUUUUUGGGAAACGGAGCAAAACCAUUGGGGCUGGACAGUUGUCGAGCCCAUUCAGGUCGCAUUUAUAGGGUUGCGACACCUAUUCGAGGUCGAAGCUAGAGACUUGCUUCUCGACUGGUAGAUAGGUUGGAUUUUCUUCAGACUACGGCCGAUACGGUCUCUGUAUAUGAAUCUUGGAGAUACAAAGCCACAAGCUACACAUAGUACCUGA